Messenger RNA from Pantherophis guttatus, 966 nucleotides. Its product is annotated as olfactory receptor 10A3-like. NCBI's taxonomy places the organism in Eukaryota, Metazoa, Chordata, Lepidosauria, Squamata, Colubridae. Gene Ontology annotation, cellular component: membrane. The record is from RefSeq and is a predicted model, not a curated record. Gene Ontology annotation, biological process: G protein-coupled receptor signaling pathway. Gene Ontology annotation, molecular function: olfactory receptor activity; G protein-coupled receptor activity.
AAUAUGUCAAGUGUGACAGAGUUCAUUCUCUUAGGAUUUGGGGAUCUCAUUGAACUGGAAUUUCUCCUUUUCCCAAUGUUUCUAAUAAUAUACUUGAUAACCAUGACUGGGAAUCUUUUUAUUGUCUUCUUAAUUGUCAUUGAUGAACAUCUUCACACACCCAUGUAUUUCUUCCUACUAAAUUUAUCUUUGCUGGAAACCUGCUAUAGUUCUGUCAUUCUGCCUAAAACAUUAUUGUGUCUCGUGACUGGGAAGAAAAAUAUAUCCAUAAAUUCUUGCUUCAUGCAAUUUUAUUUAUUUGCUUGUCUGGGAGGGGCUGAAUGUUAUUUUCUAUCUGCCAUGUCUUAUGAUAGGUAUUUAGCUGUGUGCAAACCACUGCACUAUUCUAUGCUCAUGAACAAUAGGUUGUGCCUGCAACUUGCAAUUGUGUCCUGGGCAAGUGGAAUAUUAGUUAGCACAAGCACAACCUUCUCAAUAGCUUCCUUAACCUUCUGUGGACCCAAUAUAAUUGAUCACUAUCUCUGUGAUUUAUCCCCAUUCAUAAAAGAAAUCUCUUGCACAGACACUUAUACUGUAGAACUAACUGCAUUUACAUUUGCUUGUGUCUUUACCUUUCCUCCUUUACUUCUCACAUGGAUGUCCUACAUUUUCAUUAUUUACACAAUCAUUAGAAUUCCAUCUACCACUGGGAAGCAUAAAGCUUUCUCUACCUGUUCCUCUCAUCUCACUGUGGUUGCCCUUUUUUACGGAGCCCUGAUGCUUGUCUAUAUGCUUCCACGGUUUAGGAAUCUCAAACAUCUAAAGAAAAUCUUCUCUCUCUUCUAUACUGUACUGACUCCUCUGAUCAACCCUCUUAUUUAUAGCUUCAGAAACAAGGACGUAAAGGCAGCCAUUUGGAAAGGACUCAGGAAAUUUAUCAUACAUAUGAGAAAUUCCAGACCCAAGUUUUGUUCGCUAUCAAAAUGA